GUUGGAUAUUGAGGACUAAACGCGGGUGUUACGAGUUUUCGCGACACCUUUUCGUGUCUUUCGGACGAGUUAGUGUUUGGUCUAAUUUGGUUCAUUUAAUAUUUAUUCACAAGUGUAUCACAUCUGAAACCAACUUGGAGAUAAUAUAAUUAGGUCGCGUUCCUUAUCUGCAGCUGUUCAUAAGUUUUUCUGUACGGUUGAUUCUUCAUGUUGCAAUAUCUAUUUUGUUUGUUUGCAAUUCUUCAUCUGGGCGAGUCUUAUGGCUACGUUAUCGAAGGAACUAUCGUAGUUCCUCCUGAAGCUCCUAUGGAUUGGCAUGUUAACACACGAAUUAACGUAGCUGGUGAUCAGUACAUUGGUUUUGUGAAGGCAGAUGGUAGUUUUGAAGUGACUAAUGUCCCAUCUGGUUCAUAUAUGGUUGAAGUCAUCAAUCCAGUUUAUUAUUUCCAGGGUGUUCGUGUCGACAUCAGUUCCAAAGGCCGAAUUCGGGCGCGUCAGCUAAAUGCUCCACAACCCAAUGCCGUGAAAGAACUCCCAUAUCCUUUACGUCUUUCCAGUUCUGGAAAAGCAGUCUACUUCAAGGCUCGUGAACAAUUACGUACUUUAGAUUUAUUAUUUAAUCCAAAUGUAUUAUAUGUAGUUGUACCAUUGUUAUUAGUUAUGUUAUUGACAAAAUUAGUAAAUACUAAUGAUCCAACUGUACAAAAAGAAAUGCAACAAAUGAAUAUACUUAAUCCACAACAACAAUUACCUGAUAUGAGUGAACUUCUUUCAUCACUAUCUUUAUUUGGUGGAAAUAAUAAGAAGACAACAUCAAUCAAUAAACGAAAAUCUUCAGAAAAGCAUCGUCAAAUUACGAAUAGUGCGAGUACUUCUGAAAGUUCAAGUCAAUACAGCACUGUUAGUAAUACUGUUAGUGCCAGUACAAGUUCAUCGAAUUCAGCAUCAAAACGCACAACAACGAAAGCAAGAAAAGCUGAAUAGACAAGAUGAUAAUCACUUUUAUGUAUAAAUCAUGUUUGAUGUAUGUAUUCACAAUGUGAUGAACAGAAACUAUUUUUUAUUUAUCUUUAAAUGAAAAAAAAGAAACUGAUUUACGUUCAUUUGUUCAUUUAUUUUGUUUUUUUUUUCUGCCUUCCAAUGUUUGUCCGACAAUAAUGUAUCUUCUGAUUAUGAAAGAAUUGGUUUUUAGCCAGUGUAGUUUCUUUUCUGUUCUAAUGCUCGUUUCAUACAGUUUUUAAAAAUGUCAAUUUAGUAUUCGUUCUUUUCGAUAAAAACUUAUUGUAGUAAUGCAGAAUAUGUCAAUUUGCUGUAGUACGUGUGUGUUUGUAAAUGUUUAUGUGCUUCAGUUUAUUUAAUGUCAUUUUAUUUUUGGAUGAUUUUACAUAUAUCACUUACCUAAACCGUGUUUAUCCAAUUAAUGAACAAUGUUUUGUUUAUCUGGACUUCAGUUUUGGUCGAAUUUUCUGUUUCUUGACCUGCAGUGUAUCCGCUGGUCUGCGUAGUUCGGGAUUUCGCUCAUCAUUUUCCAUGUCCAGGUGUUGGAGACAAAUAGCAGGAGAUCCUGCUAGUAGGC
Schistosoma turkestanicum is the source of this 1576-nucleotide messenger RNA. The record is from the annotation of a GenBank genome assembly. Lineage: Eukaryota; Metazoa; Platyhelminthes; Trematoda; Strigeidida; Schistosomatidae.